Messenger RNA from Limulus polyphemus (Atlantic horseshoe crab), 1639 nucleotides. RefSeq names its product putative phosphoenolpyruvate synthase. Gene Ontology annotation, biological process: phosphorylation. The transcript has 16 exons. The record is from RefSeq and is a predicted model, not a curated record. Bases 467 to 1639 code for a protein of 390 amino acids. Lineage: Eukaryota; Metazoa; Arthropoda; Merostomata; Xiphosura; Limulidae. Gene Ontology annotation, molecular function: ATP binding; kinase activity.
AGAAAUGAAAUACCAAGACCUAUGGAUAAAAACGAAAAAAGUAAAACGUUUUUCAACACUGAUGAGCCUUCAUCUCCAUAAUCAAUUAACGUAUCGCAUCCAUGGUUUCAGACGUAGACUUAAGUGGGACUGCAGUUAUCCCUGAAGUAUUAGAUUUGACUGAUUCGUUGUGCAUGAGUUCGGAAGUAGCUGGAGGAAAGGGUAUGUCUCUGGCAUGUUUAUUGGAACUGGCUAGUGAGACUGGACAGUUUCAUGUUCCCAAUGGCAUUGUACUAACUACUGCUGCUUAUCAACGCCACCUAACGGAACAUCCUCGAUUGGAACAGGCUCUUAGUACUGUUCGUAAAGCCAUCAGUCAGUGGUUUCGGCGGCUUCGGAACCCGAUACGUACACAUUACGGAAAUCGGACGAAGGUGACGUCAUCGUACAUGACCAAAUAAUUGGAAGGAAAGAGACUAUAUGCAAAAUGAAAGAGGAAGGUGGGACUAAAGAAGAGAUAAUGUCACAAUCGGACUCUUCUAAAUUGUGUCUUUCACAGAAUGAAGUGGAGACACUUGGAAAGCUCGGUAUUUUGGUUGAAUCGGCUUUUGGAUCUUCACGUGACAUUGAAUGGGCGAUCAGUAACAACAGGUUUUUUCUCUUACAGGCUCGUCCAAUAACUACAGGUGAUAAGAUGACGGAUUACGAAUUGGUUCAUGCCUUGGAUACUGGGUUGCUAACAGAAAGCGAGUACUUAAGUAUAGCGAACGUGGCGGAAGUUAUGCCCGGAGCAACGUCGCCUUUAUUCUUAACAACAGGGUAUAUGACGUUGCGAGCUUCUUUCAUGUUAUACUUGAAUGAGAAUCGAGGUUCGUGGCAUCCUUACAUUCCACUUUUGUGCACUGAUCUAACUAUGUCACACAAUCAUUCCAUGCUUCUGAUUGAAGAGACUAUUAUGAAAGAAAUAGAGGAAAAAGAAGAAAAUUUGAUCUCAAGAGCUUGGGAGUUGUCUCUUUUUGGCAGAUUUCUGGAAGAAAGAGACCAAAUGAGGCAAAGAAUAAUCCAACGAUUUGGAUAUAUCCCAAAGAUUGCCAAGUGGAAGACACUGUUGUCCUUGCUGGAGGGAGUAUCGUUUUCCGAACGUACAUUGAAACUAGUGAAGCAGAAAGUUUCAGAUUUUCGAAUUCCUCCAGAAGCAAUGAAGUCAGCCAAAAGCUUGUACGAAUACAUUACAUUGCACCUUACGGACAUGGUUGAGGCACUACAUAUUCAUGACGUUGAAACUAUUUUUUCAUCGAUGAUGAACACCUUACUUUUUGGCCAACUAAUAGACAACUAUAAAGAAAACCUUGAAGACCUGUUAAAAGACAUAGCAACUCUUAUUUCUGUCGGUAAAAAUGUUGAAAGUGCUGGAGUUCCAGCGCAACUUCAGACACUAGCAGCUGAUAUUUGUAAAUCUGGUUUUGGCAAAACUUUUGAAGCUAUGGACGGACAGACAGCACUUCAAUGGCUGAAAUCAUACGAAGGUACUGUGGGAAUCAAAUUUCGAGAUUUUUUAGCGGCUCAUGGUCAUCGCUGCUUAAAAGAGUUUGACUUCCUCGCGAAACCAUGGGCUGAAGACCCUCAGAAUCUAGUGACAUCACUGCAAGUGAGUACUUAA